CAGAAAAAUAGAAGUCCUCUCACGCGCCGUCACCACCACGGGCCCUGGAAAGCAGCCAGGCAAAGAAAAGGAGGAAACAAAAGAAAAUAAAUAGAAAAAACCCUUUUUUGGGGAAUCUCGGCUCCCCCAGCGGCAGGCAGCGUCCGGCGCCGACCUCUUGGACCUCUCCUCCGCCAUGAUGGACCUGGAUCCCCGCCUCUACGAGGACGCCUCUGUCAGCGAUAAUGACGUUCGCAACAUAGUGCUAUCUUAUCUUAUGCACAAUUGUUUUAAGGAGACCGCAGAGACCUUCCUAUCCAGCACUGGGUUAAAGUUGCCUGUUGAUUAUACUGUAGAUGUGGAUAAGCGUAAAGCGAUCUUAAAGUUUGUGGUGGAAGGGGAUGCCGUGAAAGCCAUAGAACUGACAGAAGAGUUGGCGCCCAAGUUGCUAGAGAAUGACAUGGAUUUACAUUUUGAGCUUUUAAGUCUCCACUUCAUUGAGCUAAUUCGUUCCAGAAAAUGCACAGAAGCACUUGAGUUUGGCCAGAAAAAAUUGACGCCCUUUGGUAAAGUUGCCAAGUAUGUUGAGCAAUUAGAGGACUUUAUGGCCCUUCUAGCUUAUGAAGAGCCUGAGAAGUCACCUAUGUUUCAUCUACUAACCCCGGAGUAUAGGCAGAAUGUUGCAGAUAGCUUGAAUCGGGCUAUUCUUGCGCAUGCUAAUCUACCAGCAUAUUCAUCAUUGGAGAGAGUUAUACAGCAGUCGACCGUGGUUAGACAAUAUCUACAUCAGGAAGUUGACAAGGAUUCUUACCCACCGUUUUCUUUGAAGGCCUUUCUGGACAAGUAAGGCGCAACCAAUGGACCUUGAUCAGAAAGGAAAAGGCUAUUAUCAUCACCCCUGGACUCAUGUGCCCUUGAGAGCGCGGAAACAACACCGAGAGUUUUUCACGUUUUCGUUUAAAGAGAACAGCGAGAUGCACAUAUCUGCAACGACCUGACAUUGUUGACAGUUUUGUACUUUGAUAGAGUGGUGUUGUAUGUGUUUUUUUGUUUCGUCGGGUCGUCGGUAUUCUGCUUCCCCUUAGUCGUCAUUAAACAUGUACAUAUGGAAGCGCUGGGCCGUUUUGUACUUUGAUAGAUUGCUUUGGUGUGAGCCAGUUUGCUGUCCACUGGA
Molecule: messenger RNA, 1153 nt
Organism: Hordeum vulgare subsp. vulgare (domesticated barley)
Lineage: Eukaryota; Viridiplantae; Streptophyta; Magnoliopsida; Poales; Poaceae
Product: glucose-induced degradation protein 8 homolog
Exons: 7
Coding region: 176-826 (216 amino acids)
Biological process (GO): cell surface receptor signaling pathway; cytoskeleton organization
Cellular component (GO): cytoplasm
Molecular function (GO): protein binding
Source: RefSeq, a predicted model, not a curated record